AUGGCAUCUCCGACUCAUACUUUUGCCUCGAUGACCGAUUCCAUGGCCAGCUCUAGUUCUGGUACCCAUUACGUCUCCAGAUCUUCAAAUGCCAAAGGCAAAGGAAGGGCAAUAGGCAGCGAUGACUCGAAGUCUUGGAUCAAUUCUAUAUGGCAAACAAGAGAUGGUAGGAGGCAAUGGUCAACGAGGAUAGGCAUCUCCACCUCUUUCUCAGACAUGUUGCUCCGUGCCCAAAGGCACCUUGACCUGGUUCUCAGGGACGGACAAGCACUCAAUGUCAUUCAAGUACGACAAGAGGGCAAGCAAAUACCUAUUGAAGAUGAAUUCGAUUGGGACGCGUUGAAACGACUGGCAAUGGCCUCGGAUGACCCCUUUUGGCCAGUAGUCCUUCGGGUCCAUGCGCACUCAGGGUCUCCACGAGACGCGUCCUCCACUUUAGCUAGGACUCCAAAGGCUGUCAAGAAAUCCGCUACUUCAGUCUCCCUCGGCCUACCCUCCGCUAGCAAUGAUGUCGAUGUCUCCAGGAAACGGACACGGAAUAAGAACAAGGCCAAACGGGAUAAACGCCGAGCUCGGCGAGAGUCCAGGCGAGCAGAAACAGCUGCCCUAGAUCAGUCUGAACCAAAACCCAUCAAACGUCCUCGACCCUCCUCGCCUACAUCUUCUGCUGCCAGCCCCCGGCCCACACGGAAGAAGCGUAGACAUCGGAAGGACAGCUCGUCAGGGGCCGAUAGAAUUGGAUUUCCGACACUGGAUCCGUCCAAGAAACCUUCACAUAACACCGCUCCAAAUUACCGUCCAGUCAAACCUUCUCCAUUAGCCACAGCGCAUGAUGUCUCGAGAAAGAUUCCUGCGCCGGAUCCACCACCAAAUCAAACAAAGGGGAGGGCAGAGUCAGAAUCGGCCGCACAGUCGGCUGCGAGUAGAGACGACUCGGAUUCUCCAGAACCUGAUCCACAAUCGGCAAUACCACCACAACCCGUUGUCAGCCUAUCAUCGAAUGCGGACAAUGCAGAAUCAGUGGCACUCUCAUCUCCUAUUGAACCGGAGCUCGAGGAGCAAGGUAGCUCGGAAAUCGGAGCAGAUGAGAAACAAACCACCUCAGUUAAGGAUCCUGAAGGUUUGAAUGACGAUACAAGUCAAAAUCAGAGCGCAGAGCCAUCCGAUAACGAAAGUGGGGGUGAAAGCGAAGAUGCUGCAGAAGAUGAAAGCCGCAGUGACAGCCAAGAGGAAGGCGCACAAGCAGGCGAGCGGCUUCCUACCUCACCAAUAGCAGGAGAUCGUCCAUGGUCUCCUCCUGAAGAGGAAUCAGCCUCAGGUAAUCAGUCCUCAAGUCAACACGAACUCGACGAUGCGAAGUCUCAUAUCUCCGUCAGUUCAUCUCCCGACCCUUUGGCGGACGCCGAGACGUCGUUGUCCCCUCAAUCCCCAACGAAGGCAGCUGAAGACGAGCUGGUGCAGGAAACAGUCGAAAUCGAUCCACCUGAGGCCCUGAAGUCGGAUGUCAUCGAGUCUGCAUCCGAGUCGGAGGAACCAAAUUCAGAUCCGACCUCGGACAUUGCAGGAGCUGCUCCCCAGUCAUCCGUUGAGCCGGACCCUCCUCUGCCGGUCGCUGCUCGCGCUCCCAGGACUCAUCUCACUCAAACAUCCCGACUCCUCACACCUAAGCGGCAAAUCGAUCUCUCGGCUCCUUGGAACUUGCUCCGCAAACCCAGGUCUCCGAUCAUUGAUGCCAACUAUUCAUCCUCCUCUAUCGAGCCCUUCCGGACUGAUGCAUCGACUUCAGCGGUCAAACGGCCGCGGGCAUCUGCGUCAUCUUCCAAAGACUUGAACGGCAGCCUCGGCAUCACAAUGAACAAUUCUGCAACCCCUGUUCCCCCGAAAUCCCGAAAGAAGUCUCAAGAGGACGCUGCGUCGUCUGAAUCCAAUCCAGUCAAGGAAGUGUCAGAUGUUCUCAUAUCAGCUAGUAUGACUGAGAAGGCUCCUGCAACCCCAAAUGGCGAUUUGUCGACCGAUCUUCCAUCGUCAAAAGCUGGUCGGCGAGGGAAGAAACAGGGCAGCGUGUCUGGAUCCACGCGUCGUGCUGAGAUUGCUCCCGACAAUCUCGCCGAUUCAAUUGCCCAGCACCCGAUAAGAGAGGCCACCAGUCACCAAGCUUUACAUCAAGCAUUGCCAGCAGAAGGGUCAGAUGCACAACAGCCAACACACGGUCGCAGUGCAAGUCGCGCUUCGCCUGUUGAAAGAGCGAGGGAUGGCAUCCAGUCCUCUCGUGCAUCUAUCGAGCCGGCGAUAAACAUCGAGGAGGGAAGUCCCCUGAGUCAGGUAGACUUUUCCAUCAGCAAGGAACCGGCCGUGCCCCUGCCUGGAUCGCCUAGUUCUCGAGAUGCUGCGUCAGUCGAAAACGUUGUCUUGACCUCUGCGCCCACCAGUCCUAAGCCAGUGACACCGAAUGGCAACCAGGAUCCCCGUCCUAAACGAAGCUUUAGGCCAGCUGCUAAGCGUCUCAUGGGCAUCGACCUCGAUAUCAGAGACGAAGAGACUGAGAGGCUAGGCAUAGACGAUCAAAAGGCAGUCUUGGCCAGUCGUGGAAGAUGCUCGAUUUGCCUUUCAUCGCCACUUCACUUGCAAAAGGACUGUCCGAGUGUCAAAGCCGGAGUGGAAUCCCUGGAGAGGAUAUUGGAGGAGCGGAAAUUAGAGGCGGAAGCACAGAUGAAGAAGACAAUGACCAACAGACGCAAAUCGCGGGUCUCACAGGAGACGAGAGACAGCAUUGACGCUAUCGAAAGCUGGAUACGACGCUUGACGACAGUCAGGAAUCGUGUGAUGGGGCUGCAGGCCGAUGUUGCCGAUUCGCCGUCGGCCGAGCUCAAUAAGCCAAUCGAAACUCAACCGCGAUUACCUCCUCUCCUGCAAAAAGUUCUUUCGAGGCCCAAUCGAGCGGGAUCCGCGUCGGUCAGUGUUUCUGACGCGUUCAUCGAGACGGGCGAGUCUGAAUCCGAAACCGACGCUACCGCGGAGGAAUCCGAGCAAGAAGAGUCCAGCAAUGAUGAGGAGUCAUCAGACAGCGAGGACUCACAGACUUCUCUGUCACUGGACGAGCCUUUGGAUCUGGAAUCAUUCUUGAAACGACCGCCUACUCAGGAUCAGCUUCGGAGGGCGCGGCUGUCGGCUGCUUCGAUGCAGGCGGUGCAGCCGCCCAGUGUUGCCUCCGAGCCUGGAAACGGGUCCGAAUCUGAAGAUGAGCCGACUAUCCAGCAAGUAGACUCUGCAUCGUCCAUCGGUGACUUUGGCGAGAGCGAAAAGGGAGAUUCGAGGGAAGAGAGUGUCGUACGGUCGCAUACACCUCCAGCUGUGGCAUCAUUGGCACCAGAAGAGGCUGUUGACGAAGAGUCUCUCGCUGUCAGGAGUGCCGAUCGGUCAGCUAAUAGACACCGGUCAUUUAUGGCCCUGCGCGGUCUUGGCAGCUCGAGUCCCGUGGUCGAUAUGUUUGACGGAGCUCAAGCGUUACAGGAUGGUAUUGACGAGGAACGAACACCUCUCUCGCAAAUGGUCGGUCUCCCUAGCCCAAUCUUGGUCCAUGAUGAGUUCGCCCCGACGCAAUUGCGGGGCAGUCAAAAAAGUCAAUCAGCGACCAAAUCCUCUUCGCUCGCUCCGGCUGCCGAAAUCUCCUCUCAUCGUCAGACAUCUGCACGCAAGACAGGUCAUAGCAAUGCCAUCAUCGAAAAGUAUCGCAAAUCUCAGCUGGCUGUUGAUAAACCGCAGACUCCGCCUUCCGGUCCUGUAUCUCAGCCGUCGAAUGUGUCACCUGCAGUGAGCAAGCGAUCCGUAUCGAAGGAAAUCACUGUGGAAUUGUCUCCAAAGACUCGGACCAUGCGGAAAUCGCUAGUUCCCACAAGUGAGAUUCUGAAUGACCGGGCUCGGACACCUGAACGCGCAUCGGCUCCUAGCUCUAGCGCUUCUAGCACUGGGCUGCAGUUAGACUUCAUGAGCGGUCUUGGAGUCAAGACUCCGGUACAGGCAAGUCCAGUUCGGACCCGCUCGAGUCAUCCUCGACUGGAAUCUUCUUCCCAACCGCAGUCAAAGGUUGAUCAGAUAGACUCCACACAGUCCACCAUGGCUUCCGGCGCCACGGUCAAAAGGAGAAGAUCCUCCCGGAACGCUUCACGACCUUCCAAUGGCACUUCGCAAUCGAGUGUCAUAUCAAGUCGAAGAGGCCAUUCGUCGAUGCCUGACGGCGUCAGUGAUUCUUUUCCAGAUUCCACUACUUCCGUCGGGUGGAAAGCGACUCCGAUCGCCGAAGCAAGCGACGAACCAGAGUCUCAAGGGGAGAGCGAGAGUGAUGAUGAAACGACCGUCCCCAUUGCGCCGCCGAUUCGCUUGACCCGGUCGACUCGGCCCGAAUCUCAACCGACCACAAUGAUGCCUCUGCUAUCGAGCCUCCCGAAAGAAAUGCUACGCUCUCGCCCAAGCACCAAUUUUGGAGCAGCGUCUCAGCCCUUGCCGAUUACGAAACCCAUUGAAAGCAGUGAAGGGGAGGAGAGUGACUCUGCAUCAAGCAGUGACGAUGACAACGUUCCGGCCGACAAACGGGCCAGGUUUGCCACUGGUAGUAGGGCCAAGAAGAAGAAGAAGUCUAAUGGGAAAGUACACGGUUGGUGA
Messenger RNA from Kockovaella imperatae, 4659 nucleotides. RefSeq lists its product as hypothetical. The coding region runs from base 1 to 4659 and encodes 1552 amino acids. Lineage: Eukaryota; Fungi; Basidiomycota; Tremellomycetes; Tremellales; Cuniculitremaceae. The transcript is spliced from 4 exons. The record is from RefSeq and is a predicted model, not a curated record.